AUGCCAGGAAAAGGCAGGAAGCAGAAAACAGCCCAUGUAGGCCCCGACCAGACACCGAGCUCGCGUGAUAUGGACGCCCACGAGGAAUCCACUGAUGACGAAGAAGAUACCUCUAACCGAGCCGUAUUGGCGGCCAUCACAGCCCUCAAAGGUAUGACAAAACCGAGGGACUUUAUUGCCACUUUACUGAAGGAUGCCCUCGCACUAAAUGAACAACCGAUGAUUGACAGAGCUCACAGAACUCUACGACAGCGUCCGAGUCCAUCUGAGCCCCCACGUCCCUUUGUUAUACGCAUUCACCACUAUCACGUUUUGGAAGAGAUCCUUCGCAAAGCGGCCACGAUUAAAAACCUCCAAUAUCAAGGCAAAACUAUACGAAUCUUCCCCGACUACCCUCCUACAGUGGUUAAGCGAAGGGCCCUAUUCAACAGAGCAAGACAAGUACUACGCAAUCAACCAGACGUCAGAUAUGGCCUGCUCUACCCUGCAAGACUCCUGGUGACACACAACGGCUCCCAGCUAUCCUUCACCGACCCACAGAAGGCUGAGGAGUAUGCUGAACGUCUCACGGGCUCGGCGCGUCCCCAGAUGGUAGAAGCAAUGUGA
This is a messenger RNA of Knipowitschia caucasica, 606 nucleotides long. The record is from the annotation of a GenBank genome assembly. Lineage: Eukaryota; Metazoa; Chordata; Actinopteri; Gobiiformes; Gobiidae.